AUGAAGGAUGUCGCAGCACACUCUGCACUAGUAUCCACUAGAGUAUCAGACAAAGAUAGAGUCUGUCAAGAGAUUCAGAGUGUUGGAGCAAAGACAACUACCUGUGAUGAUCAUACGUAUGCUGUGUUGGGAAACUACAGGCCAGAAGACAUACAAAAUGCAAAAUGUGCACACUCGAUUGGAACAGAAACAGGGGAAAUAGCAUCUGUUCUUAUUGUGCCCAGUGAAGAACAAACUCACUAUUCACACCAAGCUGCCCAAUUCUCAGGCCGCCCAAAUGUUUGCCCAAAGGUGCAUGUUUCUGAUAUCUGCCCAAGAGGAACAAGUUUUUUGAACGAUAUUUUUUCGGGUUGUGGCAUUACAUGCCGCCUUGGCCGGUUUCACUAUCUACAGCGCAUCACAAAGACGCUGGUGGAAGAUCAUGAGUUGUGUAGAGAUGCUAUUCGUGCACUUCAAGAGUGUCUCUACUACUAUGAUGAAGGAGAUCUUGCUGCAGUGAUGCAGCAGAUCUCAGCCGGGAAUCUUGGAAAAGUUGGUGGUAAGGUGUGCCCAGAGGAGGAACAGCUUAAAAGAGCAAAACAAUAUCAUCAGUGGAGAAAGGCAAUCACAUCAUGCACCACUGUUGGCACACGACAAGCUAUAACUGACUACACUUCAUCGGCUGGAAUUGCCUUGUACAAUUUGCGAAUACGGUACCACCUUCAUAUUGGAUCCCUUGAUCCAAAGUUGCAAAAGAAGAUUCCUACAGCUUUUCACAGGGCACCACAUUAUACCAUCCACCUUCGACUUGCAUUUAUCAACAACUUGGCCAAAGAGGCUGGAAUCAUUGGCAAUGUCCACAAUGGAGUAGAAGAGCUACCAGCCCACAACGGAGAGAGAUUCUUUUCUGAAUACUUGACACAACAACUUGCCAGAGAGAGCAGUGGAGUUCUUUAUGAUGAAAAAAGGAAAAGAUGCAAAUGCAAAGACUGCAGCAAAUUAAAAACCCCAUAUGCCAAGAGAAGAGUUGGAUCUAUUCAAACCUCUCAAGCUGGGAACAUUUCUUCUUUAGCAGGGGCGCUGACUUUUGCCAAGAAGGAAAAGAAGAACAGGAUCAAUGUGACAAAUCUUGCACCCCAUCCCACUAUCAUGAUAGCACCACAGAUGCAAUUGCCACCCCAACACUACUUUCUUGUGCCAGCACAAUCAGCAGGUAGGACAACAUCGCCCCAUCAAGCUUGCUACCACCAGCAAUGUACAAUGAUACAAUUAGACCCGGCCUACAAACGACAUUUGGCCUACCAGCAGCAUUUUUGUCAAGCUUUCUACAAACAUCCUUUUCCUCCCUACUUUCAAGGAACCCAUAUCCCUUCGCCCGUAGCAAAUCCUUCAAUGCAGCAGAACCUUGGGCCAUACACUUGGCUGACAAGGGAGAGAUAA
Cylindrotheca closterium is the source of this 1419-nucleotide messenger RNA. The record is from the annotation of a GenBank genome assembly. Lineage: Eukaryota; Bacillariophyta; Bacillariophyceae; Bacillariales; Bacillariaceae.